GCAGAUUGUGGACACGGACCAUGCGUUGGCCGGUCCCCCCCUGGGUGUACAGGAGGGCAAGCUGGAGGUAGACACGGCUGCCCUCCUUGAUCUUCUCCCCGUCGUGGAGGAAUUCAGCGACGAAGGAUUGGGACGGGUCCAGGGCGGCCAGUUCGAGUUCUUCGGACGGGUGGAUGAUACCCGGAGCCACGUAGUGCUUGAGGCUGAGGCCGACGGAGGAACGGAUCUUCAUCACAGCUUCCUGGGCGAGGGGGGAGGCGAGGGCGUUCCGGAGGGCCGUGAGGAAGGUGGGCGUGAGGGACGACGGGAGGGAGGCAACGGCCGCGGGGGAGGUUGGGGACGCAACGGGCCCGGGGAAGUAAUGGAGGCGUCCGGCCGUCAUGUGCGUGAGUGUCCCCAGGGUGCCCAAAUCCAAGAAAUUGGAAAAGACGGAGGAGGAAAGACCGGGGGAGGGACCAGUGGAGGACGGGACCGAGGGAGGGGCGGGGUGGCAGAUGAAAAUGUCGAGGCAAACCUGCCGACCGGCCAAGACCGAGCCCAGUCGCUGGUAAUAAUCCCCAAGGGCCUUAUCGUCCUUCGACUUCGCCACCGCAGCCGGGCCCGUCCCGCUGCUCACGGAGGAUUUGCCGGCAAUGCAUCCCCCAACCGGGCAAUAGAGUGCGUUCUCCCUCUCGGAGCCGUAGUCUCUGGGAUCUGCCCUAAGACGAAGAGCACCCGCCCCGCGCGUCGGCCUAGGGGACAGACCAGGCGCCCCCG
Messenger RNA from Nannochloropsis gaditana CCMP526, 756 nucleotides. RefSeq names its product protein transport sec24b-like protein. The transcript has a single exon. The annotation marks the transcript as partial. The record is from RefSeq and is a predicted model, not a curated record.